GCGUUCUGGCGGCCUCUGCACCUGGUCGCCUCAGGAACAGCCAAGACAAGCGGCAUGGUGACGACUCAAAUGUCACGUUGUGUCUCGCCGAGCAAUGCAAGCAAGGGUCUGGCAGGGACGGAAGCAGCGAAAAGACACGGUGAAUCGGCCACAAGGCAGGAAAGCAAGCACGACCAACCAUUGGAGUAUGUGUGAUUUAGCCUGGACACCUGAGUCGAAGCCUGAGCUAGGAGCUCACUGUCGCUGCUGGACGUGUCGAACGUCCUUCGAAUCGGUCAUGCUGAACGCGUUAUCGGUGUGUCGUUCACUGACUCGAUGGUCAAUUUCGUGUCCGCAUGCUGGCUAGGAGGAAAAAAGGGGAAUUUCCGAUCGUUGUCUUCUCACAGAGCAACGCGUUCGAAGCGCACUCCUGUCCAUGCCUUGCCUCAGAUCUUGCCGUACUUGGCAUCUGUCUCGCUUUCGCAAACCCCCCUUCGUACUACGCCGAUAGGCUCCAUUUAAUGAAGGCAGCAGUCUUAUCCUACGCAGGUCUGAUCGCCAACGCUGCGGCACCAAAACCCGCCGCCACUGAGUCGAUGUACUGCUGCGGCAUGAACGCACACAAGGUGACGUGCUCAGGGGCUCUGCAAGUCGACGAUCUCGUGGCCUAUCCCUUCAAAAUGACCGCGAGCAGUCCAGACAUGCUUUGGGCACUCCGGAUUCAACCUAGAAAAAACACCGAGCCGGUCUACUGCACCUCCGCCAAAGGCGGACCCAAACCGUUAUGCAGAGCCUAUAAACAAACAGAAAUAUCGACGGAUGUGAUCAUAUGGCACGCACACGCCGUCAGAAAUUACGAUUUUGGCGACAUAGAGUCAACGAGCGACGAGGUCAUUCGCAUCAUUCGGGCGUGCUGCUCAGUCAUUUGGUCGAUGUCAAUGGAGGCUUCCGUUGGAUCGAAGGAUCGCCAUUUCAGAAUGACUGAUCCUGCUACGACUCUUAUGUGCGGUCCUGGCGAAGACCCGAGGGACAUGACGCCAAUAGUAGGCACGAGCUUGACCUGCCGAGAUGUCUAUCCGGUCACUGUAGAGGGCACGUGCGAGGAGGAUCAUAAGCUCAGAGCGGUAUGGACAAAGCGUUCCGGCGGCCUGUGCUCCUGGUCACCUCAAGAACAGCCAAGGCAAACGGCAAAGUGACGAGCAGAUUGCACAUCGUGUCUCGCUGAGCGGUGUCACUAAGCGUAUGAAAGCUUGACGGCAGGGCCCAGGAGUGCUG
Mixia osmundae IAM 14324 is the source of this 1254-nucleotide messenger RNA. RefSeq lists its product as uncharacterized. The coding region runs from base 336 to 1175 and encodes 279 amino acids. The transcript is spliced from 4 exons. NCBI's taxonomy places the organism in Eukaryota, Fungi, Basidiomycota, Mixiomycetes, Mixiales, Mixiaceae. The record is from RefSeq and is a predicted model, not a curated record.